This is a messenger RNA of Phlebotomus argentipes, 2077 nucleotides long. RefSeq names its product forkhead box protein L2-like. Gene Ontology annotation, molecular function: DNA-binding transcription factor activity, RNA polymerase II-specific; RNA polymerase II cis-regulatory region sequence-specific DNA binding. The coding region runs from base 544 to 1683 and encodes 379 amino acids. The transcript has 8 exons. NCBI's taxonomy places the organism in Eukaryota, Metazoa, Arthropoda, Insecta, Diptera, Psychodidae. The record is from RefSeq and is a predicted model, not a curated record. Gene Ontology annotation, biological process: cell differentiation; regulation of transcription by RNA polymerase II; anatomical structure morphogenesis.
AGUUUCUACGCCAGUCAGAAUUCUGUCGACUCCCGCCAAAGUCGCAAGUCGUCGGUAAUUAGUCAGCUUUUGAGUCUUGUGCAGUGAAGUCACCUCGGGAUCUCUGGUCGUUGGGAAUUUUUCCACAAGUGGAAAUUUCUACUCGCGAGCCUUUGAUAAGUGUAUCUUUUUUCGGAGAAAUUGGAAAGAGACGUGCAAGGAAGUGAGGAAAACCGCUCGAAACCGGAGCGAAAGAGAGUCCGAGCAUUUUUUUUGGUGCGUGUGACUGAGAUGAAACACUUUGGAGAUAGUAUUUAGUAAACUUUUCAGGAUGUUUAGUAAAUAAAUUGUCGCACAGUGGCGAAAUAAAAUAUAUUGUGGAGAUUGUGAAGAUCUGGGAUGUGAAGGAGCGCCAAAGAAAGUGAAUGCGAAGUGUUUGUGUUGUGUUAUUUGAAAACAUAUUAACUUUCCUGGUCGUCUAAUGAGUGAGCUCCCUUCUGUCAUCUCAUAACGCCGCAAGUGAGAAGCAGUAGAUUUUCCUGGGUGAGCGUCAAAGGUUGGAAAAUGAGUGUGUCUUUUGACUACUCCUCAAAGGCAAUGCUGAUGUCGUCGAACGUAGAUCUUCCACCUUUGGAUGGAUCCAUGCCAUCUUAUGCGGACAAGUGGUCUCUGAACACUCUUCCUGUUCCCAAAAUAAAGCACGAGAACCUGUCCAGCAUCUCCCACAUAGUGCCCACUUAUGAGCCCUUGAAGGCGUCUUCCCCCAUUCCCACCGUCAUCCAGAGGCCUCAGUAUGCGGCCAGCUCCACGCAGAUGCUUUCCAAGAGCGAGGAAGUGUCGAAUUUGAGAUCGUCGGAAGAGGUGCCAUCGGCUGUUAGCUCUGCGACCACAACAACCACCACUAUCAGCACAACCGAUAAGGACGACGUGAAGCCACCCCUCAGCUACGUGGCCCUCAUUUCAUUGGCCAUUCAGAACGCUCCUGGAAAUAGGGCCACGUUGAACGACAUUUACAAUUACAUCAUCAACACCUAUCCGUUCUACAAGAAGGGCAAGAAAGGCUGGCAGAAUUCCAUCAGGCACAACCUUAGUCUCAACGAGUGCUUUGUGAAGAUUCCCCGCGAGGGCGGAGGCGAGCGGAAGGGCAACUGGUGGACCAUGGAUCGGUCACAUGAGGACAUGUUCGAGAAGGGCAACUACAGGCGAAGACGGCGCAUGAAACGGCCCUAUCGCAGCACAGGAACCGCCUACCCAAAGCUGUACAACGCAGAUCCCUACGCGAGCAACCUCGGAGCCAGGGCGAUCUUCCCGCAAACGCCCUACGCCACCUUUCCGCGCUACGACACCGCCGGAGCACCCUGCGGCCCAUGGAUGCCACCGUCGCAGAUCCCAAACUACCCUCCAUGCCCGUCGCGCCCCGGCUACUCCUAUGGCCAGGACAUUUUUAUUGACUUUCAGCUGCAGCAGCCCGUCCAGUCCGUCGGCAUCAAUUCCUACAGUCCUCUGGCAAACAACAUCGUGUCUGGCAGCUCAUCACCCACAACCUGCUCCCGCCGAUACGACGCGACGCCCUAUCCUUACUGGUCUGACUCGACAAUAGCUAUGCCACAUCCGAUAAAAGAGGAGUGCAUCAGUCCCGUUAGCCAGAUGAACGUGACUUCCACGCAGCAGACUUAUCAGAAGAAUUACCUGCCACAGCCAUAAGUUGACGGAACCUUCGCGGACUCUCUUCACAGUCACUCAAUCAGCGUCAAUUCUUCCAAAUUGCUCAUGUUUUAAAUGGUCGGCGAAAAGAAUGUGAUUUCUGUGAUAGGGAUUAUUUUUAGGCAUUGAUUUGUGCGUGAAUUUCAUGAAUUUAUCUCCGGGAGUUGCGAGCACACCUGCUUCGCUUCCAACUCUAUUUCACUCUCUCCCUCUAUCUUCAAACUUUCCGUCCAGAGGAUCAUCUUCUAGCUUUCAGAGAGCACAAAAUUGUCUUAUCGCGUCAAAUGGUGAAUUUUACCAAAUUUUUUUUUGUUACUACAUAGUUAAUAUAUAUAUUGUCAAAGGUUAAUGCAAGAUGAAGAUGUGAAGGUAAAUAAAGAAAAUUGAAAUGAAA